CGAGCUGUGAUUUUUUUUUGUGGUUUUUUUGAGUGAAAGUGAAGUUACGAACGUGCCCAGUUAAUUUGUGGCAUCUUUUGUUGUUGUUUUUUUUUUUGUUUUUGUUGCUUUGGCGAUCAUGCGCUUACAUCAAGUGCUGCCGAAGCUGCUGCUGCUGCUGGCGCUGACGCUGACGCUGACAGAGGCAGCCAUUGACAAGGACAACAACAAGUCCUCUGCCGCCAUUAAUUCGACGCUCAUCGGUGACGUCAAUCAGCACAAUGUCAUCAAUUUGCGGCUGCAUACGGAAAUUAACAACAACAACGACAACAGGAGUAACAACAGCGACGUCAACGUCAAUUUCGAUCUGUCGCGCACGCAGCGACUGCGCGAUUCACUCAACGUUUUUGAUCUGUCGCUGCUGGCAGCGCAGUGGCAGCGCGUCGAGGCCGCGCAUCCAUUGAGCGUCAACUGCACGAAGGACAUGCGCAGUUAUCUGCGCGGACUGAGCGAUGCCAAAAUGUGGGCAGUCAAAAUGGACGACGCUUCCGGUCAUUAUACAUCCGGUUUCUUCUAUGGCAACAAUUAUUGGAUGGGUUCGUUGGCCCUUUGCGAUGCCAUCUACGAAGGCGCCAUCGACAACAACAACAGCAACAACAACAGCAACAAGGACAGUGGCAAGGACAAUGGUUUGCCAUUUGCCGAGGCAUUCUCCCGUUCUUACAGCAGUGUCUACAAUGCGCCGCCUCCAUUUCUGCCCGGAUUCUAUGUGCUGAAGUUGCAGCUGAAUGAGACGCUGCCAACACAGGUGCUACGCACCAUUUACACAGGCAUGUGUCUACCCUCAAGUUGCAGCAUUCGCGAUGUGGAACAGAUGAGCUCCUAUGCACGCCUCGAGCUGCCCAGUCGGGAUAUACGGGUCUUGGACAUACGUGUGCCAACCGAUAAGGAGUUCAACAUUUGGUCGGAUAAGACCUUCUGUCUGCUGAUUGUGGUGUCCUGCAUUGUAAUGGGUCUGAUUUGCUGUGGCACGCUCUAUGAGAUUUAUUUGACACGUCGACUGAAGGAGGCACUGCGUCGACAGGACAAGGAGAUGAUGAACAACAGUGAGACGAGUUCGGGAAUUGGUUGCGCCUCCUCGGAUUAUUCCGAUACGAUGACCGCACACGAUGAGGCCUUAAAACAAUCGAAUCAAUCGGAUUCAUUGAAGCAACUCGAUCAACUUGUGCUGAAUUUGCCGCCAACAUUGAGUGGUGAUAAUGAUAGCGGCAAUGGGCUUCAUCAUCACGAUCACGAUCACGAUGAGCACGAUAAUGAUAACGAUAAUGAUAAUGAUCAUGAGCGUAUGACGCAUAUACAUCAUCAUCGUGGUGGCAGCAAUGGCGGCAGCAGCAGCAGCACUCGCAGUGCCACCAACAACAACCACAACCACGGCAACAACCACAGCAACAACCACAACAACAGCAACUCCGACGAACAUCUCGAGGGACAUCUCCAUGAACCGGAGAAACUCAGCAUCUAUUCGGAACUUUUGCUCUCCUUCUCGGCGAUAACGAAUUUCAAUGCGAUCUGUGAUCGCAAUGUGGGUGCCGAUACAAUACCCUGUAUUCAUGGACUGCGUGCCUUCAGCAUGGCCUGGGUGAUCCUGGGACACACCUGCAUCGUUGUCUUCAAGUAUUCCGAUAAUAUGGAAAUGCGCAAGAAGGUCGAACAGAAUUUCUUCUUUCAAGCGAUCACAAAUGGACCAUUUAGUGUCGAUACGUUCUUCUUUAUCAGCGGCUUUCUCAUCUCCUAUCUGUAUUUCCGCACAAAUGCCAAGGGCAAGUUGAAUAAGCUGAGCAAAGGUGCCAAUGAAUUCACCGCUGGUACCGCACACUUUUUUGGCCUGGUCGCCUACCGUUUCAUGAGACUGACAGCUCCCUAUUUGUUUGUGCUCGGCGUGGUUCAGGUCACUAUGAAAUAUCUGGCUGCCUAUUCCAUCUUUGAUCCACCAACGAUGGAUCAUGUCACCUGCCCGGAUUAUUGGUGGCGCAACAUACUCUAUAUCAACACGCUGUUUCCCGUUGAUGAGAUGUGCAUGUUGUGGAGCUGGUACCUGGCGAAUGACACACAGUUCUAUAUGAUCGGUGCGAUCAUAUUGAUUGUGGGCGUGCGUCAUUUCAAGCUGUCAGCGAUAACGACUCUGGUAUUCCUGGUGCUAUCCUGGAUAACGACGGCCGUGGUUGCCUUCACGAACAACCAUCGUCCGAAUACCGACGAUCCGUUGGCGCUGUUCGACAAGAUCUAUGACAAGCCCUGGACACGAUUGGGACCCUAUCUCAUUGGCAUGGCUGUGGGCUGGAUAUUAUUCCGUAGCAAUUGCAAGAUUCGUUUGCCCAAAUUGACGGUGGCCACUGCCUGGUUUUUGGCCAUGUUGAAUCUGUUUGUUCUGGUCUUCGGACUGUAUCAGACGGAUCUAUCGCAGUUCACAGCGGCCGCUUACAGUUCAUUGAGUCACUCGGCGUGGGCGUUAUCACUUGCCUGGAUUACCAUUGCCUGCUCCACGGGCUAUGGUGGCUAUAUCAAUUCCCUGCUCUCAGCUCCCUGCCUGUAUCCCUUCUCGCGUGUCACCUACUGCGCCUAUCUGGUGCAUCCCAUUGUCAUACGCUCCAUGGCGCUCAAUUCGGAUGCGCCGCUCCAUUUGGGAGGAGAUUUAAUGGUCGUCAUGUUCUUUGGUCUGACGGUCGCAUCCUAUUUCCUGGCCUUUGUCGUCUCGAUGUCCUUUGAGGCGCCCGUUGUCACAAUGCUGAAAAUCUUGUCACCUAGUCGAAAAAAGCGUCUCGCCUAAGCAGGCGUUCCACUUCCCCCCCCUCGUCUAUUUAUAUAACGAAUCCAUAUUAUAUCAUACCAUUUAUACACACACUCAUCAUCGUACUAUUCUCUUCUUUCACUAUUUCAAUUCGUUUUCGCACUUCUCAUUCGUAUUAUGUACCAAGCAAACAAUGUCCACAUAUUUAUACAAACAUUGAUCAUUCAUAACUAUCCCCUUUUCUUUCUUCUUUCCUUAUUUCUCCUUAUCUUUAGCCAUUUCAAUUGUUUUUGUUCAUAUAUUCCCACAGUUUCGUAAUUGUUUCAUCAAUUUUUUAUGCAAAAAGACCUAAUUUUUUUGUUUCGUAAUGUGUACAUUUUAGUCGUUUAAUUUAUUCCAAAGGGUUGGAAAUUUUGUGCGUGACGAGAAGUAAUAGUACUUAAUAGUAAUAAUAAUAAAUAUAUAUAUAUAUAAACUUAUAUACUUAAUUAAAACAUAAAAUAAAAUCAACUCU
Drosophila innubila is the source of this 3281-nucleotide messenger RNA. RefSeq lists its product as uncharacterized. The coding region runs from base 119 to 2806 and encodes 895 amino acids. The record is from RefSeq and is a predicted model, not a curated record. Gene Ontology annotation, molecular function: acyltransferase activity, transferring groups other than amino-acyl groups. Lineage: Eukaryota; Metazoa; Arthropoda; Insecta; Diptera; Drosophilidae. The transcript is spliced from 6 exons.